AUGCAUAUCUUAUAUAGGCAGACAUGCCUAAGUCUAAGUAACCGGGGUCAAUCGUGCUUGCCGCAGGACAAUCAAGAGCGGGCGCUCCUACCCGGGCAUUUCGCCGUCGUGGUAGCCGCUCUUGACCCCUCGCGUUUGUCUCGCGAGCUGGAAGUCACGCUCUACACGGUGGACUGGGGUAUGCGAGGAGAAAAACCCGCUACCCUGGUCAGAUGGUCCGAGAGCGUGCACUUCCCGCGGCGCUUGGAGGCGGUCAGCGGCCGCGAGGACGGUAGCAUCAUCUACUCGUCCAAGCCGCUGGCCUGCAGCAUCUCCGCCGCGGUGCUCGAGAACGCGGGGAGUCUGCAGACAGCGUAUGCCCGGUUCCCGCUGCUCUGCACUCCCUCGCGGACCUUGCAGCUCCCCGUGGAGGCCGAAGUCCGUGUCGUUGACGACACCUUCAACGCGAAGGGCGACAACGUCACGGACGGACAGGCCUCCAUCGGCUACGCUCUGGCCGAGGCUUUGGGCAUCCUGCACAAAGCGCUCGUUGACCAGCAGCCGGAGACGGGGAGAGUCUGCUAUCCCGUGUGCCAGUUCCGCUGCCUCCUCGCGGACGAAGACAGCAAAUGGCAGCUGCUCCUCCGCAAAUCCACCGCCAAGCUCCGGUAUGUGGCCGGGGUUGACGGUGCGGAGGAGCACCUCGGACUCGACAUUGUCCAGGACAGCGCGGACGGCUUUGCGCCACUGCGCUGGGUUCCGCAGCUGCAUGCUGCCUGCCAGCUGCGGACCAUGCUCUGCGCCUCUCCUGAGGACAGAGAAAAGGCAAGCUCGCUCCUGAAGAACUUCUUGACCGAGGGCAGGAAGGCCUUCAUCGAACAGAAUGCCCGCACCGCCUGGGGGCUACCGCGUCACCGGGCACGACCCCCAACCGUACAGCAGGUGGUGCGGGAUCCGCGGGAGCGAGCAGGUGCGGCGGCUGCUGCGGGACAGGUCGACCCGUUGGCAGCCGACCGCACCUCGCAACACUGCGUCGAUGUGAGGUACGUUGAGGUCCUGGAGGAAGGCGCCGUCGCCACCUCCAUGGAGUGCCUCCUUCAUACCCACAUCGACGCGGAGCCCUGGCGCAUCGACCGAGGUACAAAAUCCAGCUACCUCGCUGGUCGGCGCCGAUACAACGGCGGCUGCACUGCCUACGCCAAACGGCCGCAAGCGCCCAUUUGCGGGCCAAGCGGCACGGGCUUUGCAGUCGCCGAUCCUUGGGGUACUUUGAAGGCCAACCAGUGCCACAUCGUUGUCAAUGGUGAGUGCUGGGUUGGCCAAUUCGCCGUGUGGCGGUUUCCUGUGAUGCAACCGUCAGACAUCCAGGUUUGGGAAGCCUGCCCUCUUCCCGAGCACGCCUGGUUUGUCCCUGACAACGGUUGCAUCUGCACGACAGUCGGCUCCGGCUGUGUUUCACUAGGGGGUGGCGAUUACGAUGGGGACCUUUUGAUGUUCACAUCUAAUCCCAUCCUCCUCGAAUUCCUUUCUUGCACGCCCAGUGGCACGGAAGUGCACCAAUUCAAUGCUGCUCGAGCGCAGGUAGAGGGUCUUGUGGAGAAAUCCAGCCCGACCAAGCUGCGCAGCAUAAUGCAAUAUCGAGAGCAUUGCUUGCAUGUUCCAACGCCGCAAAUCCGAGGGCUCCUCACUGCAUUGGCAGAGAGGGCCCAGCAGCAAGUUUUUGAUGCAUCGGAUCCCGAACGGGACGCGGCCUUAAUUAAUUGCGUCCGCCUGGCUGUCGCUGCCGAGAAGGCUUACGACGCGCCCAAAAAGGUGGACGCCAAAUCCAUAAUUCAAUUGGGGCGCCGGCUGCUGAAAGACGCUGGUUUGACGAUCCAGUCACCACGCUCUACUCAGCAGAUCCGGGAAGCAUUUAAAUUAAAGCGUGUCUAUAAAGAACCGCACAAGGCACUGCACACCCUCCGGCCCCUAAUUCCGCUAGGCAAGGCUUGGCUUCCUUUGAAUAGAGUCACCUUGUCAGGCGCUGCCGGUCACGCCAUCCGUGACCGCAUGUUUCACCCCAAGUGCAUGAAUGGCCUUGCGGAUCCUUUGGAGCAUAUGGCGCUGGACGAAGUCGCCGGUGUCUUGUUCCACCGCUUGGCCAGCGUUCCAAAUCUCCGAUCGUCCGUACAGAACGGAAAUUUGGACGCGUUAAUUCAUGGUGCACAGAACCUUCAUCGGUCCAAGCCGAAAGAAAUUAAUGCGGUGGAAACAAUAGAGACGACUAACCUCUACUGA
Messenger RNA from Cladocopium goreaui, 2256 nucleotides. The record is from the annotation of a GenBank genome assembly. NCBI's taxonomy places the organism in Eukaryota, Dinophyceae, Suessiales, Symbiodiniaceae.